AUGGAGCAGGAGUCAUGCAUGGAGCAGUGCAUGGAGCAGUACAUGGAGCAGGAGUCAUGCAUGGAGCAGUGCAUGGAGCAGUGCAUGGAGCAGGAGUCAUGUAUGGAGCAGUUCAUGGAGCAGGAGUCAUGUAUGGAGCAGUGCAUGGAGCAGGAGUCAUGUAUGGAGCAGUGCAUGGAGCAGGAGUCAUGCAUGGAGCAGUACAUGGAGCAGGAGUCAUCUCGUAAACGCCACAAGCGUUCGAGGUGCCAAGCAUUCGACACAGCGGGUGCCAGAGCUGCUGUGUCCGACACGGCAAGUGCCAGAGCUGCUGUGUUCGACACGGCAAGUGCCAGAGCUGCUGUGUUCGACACGGCGGGUGCCAGAGCUGCUGUGUUCGACACGGCGGGUGCCAGAGCUGCUGUGUCCGACACGGCGGGUGCCAGAGCUGCUGUGUUCGACACGGCGGGUGCCAGAGCUGCUGUGUUCGACACGGCGGGUGCCAGAGCUGCUGCCCGGCGCGGCGGGUGCUCGAGCAGCUGCCCGACACUCUGA
Hyalella azteca is the source of this 534-nucleotide messenger RNA. RefSeq lists its product as uncharacterized. The record is from RefSeq and is a predicted model, not a curated record. The transcript has 2 exons. NCBI's taxonomy places the organism in Eukaryota, Metazoa, Arthropoda, Malacostraca, Amphipoda, Hyalellidae. The coding region runs from base 1 to 534 and encodes 177 amino acids.